Messenger RNA from Rhagoletis zephyria (snowberry fruit fly), 1808 nucleotides. It is a transcript of the gene Cyp6d4, whose product is annotated as Cytochrome P450 6d4. Gene Ontology annotation, molecular function: oxidoreductase activity, acting on paired donors, with incorporation or reduction of molecular oxygen; iron ion binding; monooxygenase activity. The record is from RefSeq and is a predicted model, not a curated record. Lineage: Eukaryota; Metazoa; Arthropoda; Insecta; Diptera; Tephritidae.
AAACAAGAAUCAGUUUAUUGCAGGCCAUACGCCAAAUAGGACGUAGAAAAGAAGCGUAGUAGUAGUCAAUAUUGCUCUUAUUCACUCUUAUACCGGUUCAUAUACGACUUACAUAUAUGUAUAUUAUAAACAUUUAAAUACUUGUUGUUCAAAGUGCAACAAAAUAACAUAUGUAAUUACGUUAACACAUUUAAGUGAAAAUGAUUGUGCUACUCCUUGGUCUACUGCUGGUUACAAUACUUUUCUGGUUGAUCAGACAGCAGUAUUCUUAUUGGAAUCGUCGUAAUUUUCCCACCGAUCCGGAUACGCAUAUUCCUUGCGGUUGUUUGAAAUCGGUGGUGAAACAUGAAAAAUCUAUGGGCGUGGCAAUUUAUGACGCCUACUUAAAGUCAAAUUCACCAUUCGUGGGCGUUUAUUUACUCUUUCGACCGGCGGUGCUAAUACGCGAUCCCGAAUUGGCGCGACAAAUACUUAUACAAGAUUUUAGUAGUUUUCACGAUCGUGGCAUUUAUGUGGACGAGAAGCGUGAUCCCUUGUCAUGCAGUUUAUUUGGUUUACGCGGUCAAAGUUGGCGCUCGUUGCGUCAGAAGCUUACACCUUCCUUCAGUUCGGGCAAAUUGAAGGCAAUGUUUCACACUUCCGACGACAUUGGCAAUAAAAUGAUUGCACAUCUGAAUAAAGUGCUGCCGGAGGAGGGUAGCGCAGAGUUGGACUUGAAAGAUGUAUUUGUGACCUAUGCCAUUGAUAUUAUCGGUUCUGUUAUCUUUGGUUUGGAAAUCAACAGCUUUGAAGAUCCCAAGAAUAAAUUCAGAACCCUUGUACACAAAGCGCGCCGUAACAAUUUGUUCAGUGCCAAUUUUGCAAUGUUUAUAUUCUUGUGCCCGUCCAUCAUCAAAUUCAUGUUUCGUUUGGGUCUAAAAAACUACACAGCCGUUGGUUUGCGUGACAUUAUGAAAGAGACAAUUGAAUAUCGCGAGAAACACAAUAUAGUACGCAAGGAUAUGUUGCAAUUGAUGAUGCAGCUAAGGAACACGGGCAAAAUCACCGAGGAUGAUGAAAAUUGGACCACAAAACCCAAUGCAGCCACUGGCGAACAAAACGAAUUCACUAUCGACCACAUUGGUGCGCAGGGUUUCAUUUUCUAUAUUGCUGGUCAGGAGACUACUAGCUCUUCAGCUGCUUUCACCAUCUUCGAAUUGGCGCAAUACCCAGACCUGUUGGCACGCGCCAAAAAGGAAGUGGAUGAAGUGCUGGAACGCCACAACGGUCAGUUGAGCUAUGAUGCCUUGCGUGAAAUGUCUUUUCUCGAAUUAUGUUUACAAGAAACCAAUCGCAAAUAUCCGUUGCCCUUCUUGAAUCGUGAAUGUACACAAGACUACACCAUACCCGGCACCAGUCAUGUCAUCGAGAAAGGCAUACCCAUUGUUAUACCACUGCUCGGUAUUCAUCGUGACCCACAAUACUUUCCGAAUCCGAUGACAUACGACCCGGAUCGCUUUUUGCCUGGAAGUCCAAAUUAUAAUGCCAAUGCUUACAUGCCGUUCGGCGCUGGCCCACGUCAGUGUAUUGCUCUGCGUAUGGGCAUGAUCAACUCGAAGUUGGGCAUUGUAAAAGUUUUACAAAACUUCAAUAUUGAAAUUAUGAGUAGACGAGAAAUUAUUAUCGAUAACCACUCCGUGGGUAUUCAACCGAAAGGUGGCGUCAAAGUACGUCUAUCGAAGAAAGCCCAGGUCCAAAAUUAAUACAUAGUAGGCAUAAGAUUCUGAAACUUAAAUGUAAUUUCCUUGGUGCUAAGAUUAUUGAAAGUA